Messenger RNA from Rosa rugosa (rugosa rose), 3111 nucleotides. Its product is annotated as DNA repair protein RAD5B-like. Lineage: Eukaryota; Viridiplantae; Streptophyta; Magnoliopsida; Rosales; Rosaceae. The transcript is spliced from 18 exons. The record is from RefSeq and is a predicted model, not a curated record. Gene Ontology annotation, molecular function: nucleic acid binding; ATP binding; zinc ion binding. The coding region runs from base 1 to 3027 and encodes 1008 amino acids.
AUGUCUAUGAUCAACCAAGAAGACUCGGAUGAACCCGAAACCUUUCUCGGGUCUAAGCGUAAGAGUUUACAAAACAGCGAGGGUUCGAUCAAAAGGGCCAAACCCAUUUCGACCCAUCAUAUCAAGCAAGAACAAGUCUGUGAGGAGGAGCCGAUUGAGGCCGAAACGGGUCUUGGGUCUAAUGACCCUAGGAUACGAGUAAAGCAGGAAGUUCCUGAUGCCCAACAGGGUUUGAUCCACCAGCAAGAGAAUGUGAUGAAAACCCGAUCAGCAAUUUGGUCCGAAAUGCCCGAAAAUCAGGCGAAUACAAUCACAGGGGCUCGGAUUUCGACGUCUCAGGAGUCCAAAGCUAAGAGGGUGAAGAAGGAAGUUGCUGACUGUGAGUUGAUUUCGGUGCAACAUGUAAGACCUCAGAAUUUGGAGGAUGGCGAUUUCAAUAUUGAGCCGGAUUGGUUCUUGGUGGGAAGCACAUUGGUUUCUGCGGUUUCGACUAGUAAAGGCAUGAAAUUGUUGGACAAUGAGGUUGUUCAUCUCUCUUUUCCCACCUCAAAUUCCAGCUACAAAACCCAAUGGAUUGUUCGUUUCUCGACAAAAAGAUCGGGAGAGAUUGGUCGGUUUCCAAUGGAAUGGGCAAAAUGUGUUGUUCCUAUUGUGAAUUCUGGUAAGGUUAAAGUUCUUGGGCGGUUUAUGGGUGCGCCGAAGUUCCUAUCUAUGAUGCAAGAUAUCAUAUUGUCUGUAAGUUUCUUUCUCCACCAUUCAAUUUUUACGGAUGGAGAUAAUUAUACAGUUCCUCCUCUCCUUGGUGUGUUAAAUUUGCUAAAAAUCGAACCAUAUCAGAAGGCUGAAUUCACUGCCGAAGAACUUGAUUCCCAAAAAUGCAUUUUGGAUCUUCAACAUAUUCCCGAUCAAGCUACAUCAGUUUUGCGACUAGUAAAACGAGGAAGGGGUUGCCAACAGUAUAGAGAAGAAAACAAAGAUGAAGAAGCCAUUUCAGAGUCAUCAAUAAAUGAGACUGGUGAUGCAGCCGAUGUAUAUGACUUUGAGGAGAUGGCAAGUGCUCUCAUGUCUGAUCUGAGUCCAUACCAGAAACAAGCUCUCUAUCGGAUGUUGGAAUUAGAGAAGGGGAUUGAUGUUGAGAUAUCAGCACACACUCUUCAUCCUUGCUGGGUGGGAUAUCGUAUAUGUGAUGAGAGGGCUUCUUCAAUCUAUGUGAUCUUCUCAGGGGAGGCAACCACACAAUUUCCAACCAUAAUACAGAUGGCAAGAGGAGGAAUUAUUGCAGAUGCAAUGGGACUUGGGAAGACUGUGAUGACAAUUGCUCUGAUAAUUGCAAGACCAAGCAGAGAAAGCUCCAAAAAUAUUGAAAUUACAAAGAGGCAGAUAGAUUCACAUAGAAGCACCCCAUGGAAACCAAAGGGUGGCACUCUUGUUGUCUGUCCUGAGUCCUUUCUGAGCCAGUGGAAGGAUGAGCUUGAAACUCAUUCAGAGUCACAAGGGAUUUCCUUUCUUGUGUACGUUAGGGGAAGAGACAAUAACAAUAAAAUGAUCUCUGAAAAAGAUGUGGUGUUGACUGAAUAUGAUAUCUUGGCUGAUGCUUAUGCAAAGGAUAAGGAGAACAGCAUUUUCCACCAGGUCGAUUGGUAUAGGGUGGUGCUUGAUGAAGCUCACAAUAUCGAGUCUUCUUGUCCCCAAUAUGCUGAGGCUGCUUCUACCUUGUCGUCACAUUGCCGAUGGUGUUUGACAGGAACUCCCCUUCAGAUUAAUCUUGACGACAUCUACAGCCUCUUGUGCUUGUUGAAUGUUGAACCAUGGUGUGACUGGAUGUGGUGGAACAAAUUAAUUCAAAUGCCUUAUGAGAGUGGUGAUCCAAGAGGACAACGAUUGUUGAAGGCUAUAUUGAGCCCAUUGAUGCUAAGAAGAACAAAGGAGACGAAGGAUAAAGAUGGAAGGCCAAUACUGGUUCUCCCUCCUGACAUUCACAACAUCCAGUGUGAUCAGUCAGAAGCUGAACAUGAAUUUUAUGAAGCCCUUUUUCAGAGAUCAAAAGUCCAGUUUGAACAGAUUGUGGCGCAAGGCAAGGUUCUUCACAACUAUUCCAGUGUCCUUGAACUACUACUUAAAUUGAGGCAGUGUUGCAGCCACCCUUGUCUUGUUAUGAUGCAGGGUGAUUCACAUAAAUUUGCAGACUCAGACAAGCUUGCUAGAAGAUCCCUCGAAAGUAAUCAUGAUUCUCCAAUUGCAAAUCAGAUUAUCUCCACCCAAGCAUGUAUCGAAGAGGUUGUCAAGGGUAUCUGUGGGGGGAAAAGCAUAAAGUGUCCCAUAUGCUUGGAUUUUGCAGAUGAUCCUGUACGUACACCAUGUGCACAUGAGAUGUGCAGGGAGUGUCUCCUCUCAUGUUGGCCGAGACCAAGUUUUGGUCAAUGCCAAGUAUGUUUUAAUUGGAUUGGGAAAACUGACCUCAUAACUUGCAAAUCAGAAAACCGUUGCCAGUCAGAUAUUAAGGAAAUUUUGAAGGAGUCUUCAAAGGUUUCAAAGCUCUUGGAGUGCUUGGAACAUAUUGUUGAUUCAGGUUCCAAUGAAAAGAGCAUUGUUAUCAGCCAGUGGGCUUCAUUUUUGGAUCUCUUGGAGACCUCUAUGAAGAGAAGAGGAAUUGGCUGUGUAAGGUUUGAUGGAAAGCUGCCGGACAUGCAUAGGGACAGGGCAUUGGCUGAGUUCAGUAAGACCACGGACAAAAUGGUAUUGUUGAUGUCUCUGAAAACUGGUGGUGACGGUCUAGAUCUAACUGCAGCAUCUAAUGUCUUUCUAAUGGAUCCACCCUGGAAUCCAGAUGUUGAGGAGGAAGCAAUAAUGAGAAUUCUUCGUAAUAGACGGAAGCGAACUGCUUUUAUAAGAUUUAUUGUCAAGGACACGGUGGAGGAACGACUGCAGCAAGUUCAGGCGAGGAAGCAGCGGAUGAUUGCCGGAGCUCUCACUGAUAAGGAAGUUCAAUCUGCCAGGAUUGAGGAACUCAAAAUUCUUUUUACAUGAAUAUCAUUAGCAUUAGUUCCUUGUCUCUAUCUUUGGUUAUUAGAGGUGGGCUUUUUUUGGUGGUCUAAAACUUAAGGCCCGUAA